UUUUAUAAUGCAAUAACUUUAGAAACUUAAAUUACAGGCUAGUUUCCUCAAAUUUGGAUUGUUUGGUAUUGGUUGAUUGCUGCUUGAGUGGAACUAUGACUACCUUGAAGUUUGAAGUUUCGUUAUUUGAUGGAAGAGCGGACUUCGUGUUGUGGCAAUGCACGAUUCAAGACUAUUUGGUCCAGCAAGGUCUUGAUUUAGCAUUGCAAGAUGAGAAGUCAGGUGAUAUGAAAGAAUCAGAGUGGAGUACAAUCCAGAAGAAGGCUGUCAGCACAAUUCGGUUGGCACUGUCUCCACAAAUUAAAGUGACAGUACUGAGAGAGACAUCACCAAAGAAACUGUGGGAAACGUUGGAGAGCAAGUUUGCGUCGAAGACACUUACUAACCAGUUGAUGAUGAGGAUGGACUUGUACUCACUGAAGAUGGAAGAGGGAGGUAGCAUAAUUGAUCACAUCAACAAGUUUAAUGAGCAAGUAUCAAGGUUGUUAAAUGCAGGGGAGACUAUCAAGGAUGAAGAACAAGGGCUGCUUCUACUGGCUUCACUACCAAAAUCCUUUAAGCCGUUUGUGCAGUCAAUGAUAGCAGGAAGGACUACACUGCGACUAGAUGAGGUGACGACUGCCUUGAAGGAGAGUCAAAGGAUGAUGGGAGGUGAAGAGUCUUCCAGGGACAAUCAUUUACUAGCUGCUUACCUUAGAGACCCUGAAAUUCCUCCGAGGAAGCUCGUCGGCGGCCGCCGGACUGCCUCCACCGCCGCCGACCCCGACCCUUUCAUCGAUUCUCCGACGAAGGCGGAGGCCGAAACCCGUUUCCAGAAAUACUUGCCCUACAACAAUAGCGACGACGACGGUGACGGCGAGGGCGACGAUCCGUACUCUUCCGAUACUUUUCGGAUGUUCGAGUUCAAGGUGCGGCGGUGCACGCGCAGUCGGAGCCACGAUUGGACCGACUGCCCGUUCGCCCACCCCGGCGAGAAAGCUCGCCGGAGGGAUCCCCGGAAGUUCCACUAUUCCGGAACUGUGUGUUCAGAGUUUCGGAAAGGGAACUGCCUCCGGGGGGAGGGGUGCGAGUACGCACACGGCGUGUUCGAGUGCUGGCUCCACCCGAACCGGUACCGGACCGAGGCGUGUAAGGACGGGAAGAAUUGCAAGCGGAAGGUUUGUUUCUUCGCCCACACGUCCCGGCAGCUGCGCGUCAUGCCACCGGAGGGCUUCGAGAAUUUUCCGGCGGUGGCCGCUCCCGCCCCCGCCGGCAACCACUGCUGCCUGUGCUGCCACUCUCCGAACUCAACGCUCUUGGCAGCGGGAAUCUCCCACAUGUCGCCGCCGGUAUCUCCGUCCCUCCCAUCGCCCCUCUCUCCGGCAAAAGCCCCAUUUUCUAGAUUCGGCGGCGGGCAUGAGGCCGAACAGCUGGUGAGCUCUUUUGAAUCCAUGAAUGUUAAUGGAGGUACGGAGCAAACGAAGGAUGCGAUGUGGGAUCGUAUCGAGGAGAAGUUCUUCACGGCGAUGAAGAAGGACGGCUCCUACCGAACCCGGGACCAACUCACUUCCAAAUGGAGCCACAUCAACAAAAAAGUCCGAAAGUUUAUGGGAGUUUACGAGGGAUGCUCCCGGUCCCGGAGGAGCGGCACGAACGACGCCGAUGUUCUCCGGCUUGCCACGACCCGGUAUCAAGACGACGGGAACCAAGGCAAGGUGCCCAUCGAUCUUUGGAGGAUUUUGAGUCGUUCCCCGAAGUGGCAACAACUCAACAAUCCCGACGGCGGAUCGUUCCGGAAAAGAUCCACCGUCGACGCCGAGGUUGAGGUCGACGAGACUAUCGGUUCUAGCGAUCAAAUCCCUCCCUUCAACGUUGCGGAUUCCGAUGACGAGGACCCCAUUCCACGGCCGAUCGGAAGAAAGAAGGCAAAAUCCAUUGCCUCGGGUUCGGGAGGGUCCGCCNAAGAGAGGUUGAAGCUAAAGGAGAAGGAGUUGAAGCUAAAGGAGCAGGAGGCUGAGAUGAAAGUCAUGCAAACCGACCCCGGGACGUUGUCGGAGUUUGGACGAAUGAUCUAUGAGCAAAGAAUGAGAGAGAUCAAGGAGAAAUAUAAUUUACCUUAGUUUUUUUAUUAAUGUAUCGUUUUUUAAAUUAUUGACGCUUUUUUAUAUUUAAUGAAUGUAUUUUUUUUAU
Messenger RNA from Cuscuta campestris, 2169 nucleotides. The record is from the annotation of a GenBank genome assembly. NCBI's taxonomy places the organism in Eukaryota, Viridiplantae, Streptophyta, Magnoliopsida, Solanales, Convolvulaceae.